ACACUGCAGACUGAUACACACACACAGACAAGAUGGCGGACCGCAGCAGCUGCAGUUUGUCCAUAACAAAAAGGCCGAGUUAGAACUUGUCCCGGACUUUGUUACUCCGCUUCCUCUGCUCAGAUCGGAGACAUGAGCGGCCUCCGCCGCUUCUAAAGGUUCGUUUGGCGGCUCUGCGUGUUUCCCCGGGUAUGUUACCGUGAACCCGCCGCCAUCUGAAGCGGACUUUGGCCGUGUUCUUCGAGGUCAGACGUGGGUCUUCCAACAUGGCGGCAGCGUCUUACGACCAGCUGCUGAGGCAGGUGGAGGUGUUAAAGAUGGAGAACUCCAACCUGCGACAGGAGCUGCAGGACAACUCCAACCACCUGACCAAACUGGAGACUGAGGCCUCCAACAUGAAGGAAGUGCUGAAGCAGCUGCAGGGCACCAUAGAGGAAGAGUCUGGAGAGGCGUCUGGGUCACAGCUGGAGCUCAUCGAACGACUGAAGGAGAUGAGCCUGGACCCUGCAGGUUUUAAGCCCAGACUGAGGCCUCCACUGCCCCCCUCAUCGUCCUCCAGUUCGGCUUCCUCUGCCUCUGGAGCUCCUGGAGGAGCCGCUGGAGGCCCCCCGACCCCCGCAGCCUUCACCCGGAGGGGACUGCCGUCUGUGGGCAGAGACAGCCACGACCGCUGCCUGGAGGAGCUGGAGAAGGAGAGGUCUCUGCUAUUGGCUGAAUUAGAGAAGGAGGAGAAGGAGAAGGACUGGUACUACGCUCAGCUGCAGAAUCUCACCAAGAGGAUCGACAGCCUGCCACUCACUGAAAAUUUCACUCUGCAGACGGACAUGAGUCGUCGUCAGCUGGAGUUUGAGGCUCGUCAGAUCCGUUCAGCGAUGGAGGAACAGCUGGGAUCCUGUCAGGAAAUGGAGAGGAGAGCUCAGACCCGUGUGUCUCGCAUUCAGCAGAUCGAGAAAGACAUCCUGAGACUGGGAGCUCGUCUGCAGGUGGAUGAGGUUCAGGGGCCAAACGAUGCUAGUGGAUUGGCUGGAGCUCAGUGCUCCAGCAGCCGAUUGGACCACGAGCCAACCAGUGAGGCCAGUUACUCUGUGCCUCGACGAAUCACCAGCCACCUGGGAACAAAGGUGGAGAUGGUGUAUAGUCUUCUGUCCAUGCUGGGCACUCAUGAUAAAGAUGACAUGUCGAGGACGCUGCUUGCCAUGUCGAGCUCGCAGGACUCGUGCAUUGCCAUGCGUCAGUCCGGCUGUCUGCCGCUGCUCAUCCAGCUGCUGCAUGGCAACGACAAAGACUCUCUGUUGCUAGGUAACUCUCGUGGCAGUAAAGAGGCUCGAGCUCGAGCGUCAGCAGCACUGCACAACAUUGUCCAUAGUCAGCCGGAUGAUAAGAGAGGCCGGCGCGAGAUCAGGGUGCUCCACCUGCUGGAGCAGGUUCGUCAUUACUGUGAGGCAUGUUGGAGCUGGCAGGAAAACCACGAGAGGGGAGUGGAGCAGGAGGACAACCCCAUGCCGUCUCCAGUGGAGCAUCAGAUCUGUCCGGCCGUCUGCGUCCUCAUGAAACUGUCUUUCGAUGAAGAACAUCGACAUGCCAUGAACGAACUUGGCGGUCUGCAGGCAGUGGCGGAGCUGCUGCAGGUGGACUGUGAGAUGUUUGGUCUCAGCAGUGAUCAUUACAGUGUCACUCUGCGGCGAUACGCCGGCAUGGCACUCACCAACCUCACCUUCGGAGAUGUGGCCAACAAGGCCACGCUGUGCUCCAUGAAGGGCUGCAUGAGAGCGAUGGUUGCCCAGCUGAAAUCUGACAGUGAAGACCUGCAGCAGGUAAUAGCGAGUGUGUUGAGGAACUUGUCGUGGCGUGCUGAUGUCAACAGUAAAAAGACUCUGCGUGAAGUCGGCAGUGUGCGAGCGCUCAUGGGCUGUGCUCUUGAGGUCCAGAAGGAGUCAACCCUGAAGUCUGUACUGAGCGCACUUUGGAACCUGUCAGCUCACUGUACAGAGAACAAGGCCGAUAUCUGUGCUGUGGAUGGUGCUCUGGCGUUUCUGGUGGGAACAUUGACGCACCGCAGCCACACCAAUACGCUCGCCAUCAUUGAGAGCGGUGGCGGAAUCCUGCGCAAUGUCUCCAGCCUGAUCGCCACCAACGAGGCGCACAGGCAGGUCCUGCGUGAGCAUGGCUGCCUGCCAACUCUGCUGCAACACCUGAAGUCUCACAGUUUGACCAUUGUGUCAAAUGCCUGCGGGACACUCUGGAAUCUGUCAGCCAGAGAUGCCAAAGACCAGGAGGCAUUGUGGGAGCUAGGCGCUGUGGGCAUGCUGCGCAACCUCAUCCACUCCCGGCACAAGAUGAUUGCCAUGGGCAGUGCCGCUGCCUUGCGUAACCUGAUGGCCAACCGACCGGCACGCUACAAGGAUGCCAGUGUGGUGUCACCUGGUGCUGGCGCCCCAUCACUGCAUGCUCGCAAACAGAAGGCAUUGUUCGAGGAACUGGAUGCCCAGCAGCUGUCAGAGACUUUUGAUAACAUCGACAACCUGAGCCCCAAGGCGGCCCACAGGAAGGGACGGGGAUGUAACGGAACUGGAGGAGGAGGGAGUGCAACACGCUCGUAUGCCAACACACCGGUGCUUUCAAGCCCAAAGAAUGGAGAUGUAUCAAAGAGGACGAGUGAGGAUGUGACGUAUGCUCGGCCAUUAUUCCCACCCAGUGUCCGAGCAUCUAGUGACAGUCUCAACAGCGUGACGAGCGCCGAUGGAUACGGCAACCGUGGCAAGACCAAACCAUCGUCAGAGCCAUUCUACUCAUCAGAUGACAGCGGAACCAACAAGUGCUGUGUCUACAGGAAGUACCCGGCUGACUUGGCACACAAGAUCCGUAGUGCCAAUCACAUGGCAGAUGAUGAUGGAGCAGAACUGGAUACGCCCAUAAACUACAGCCUUAAGUAUUCUGAUGAACAGUUGAAUUCUGGGAGACAGAGCCCGAGUCACCGUGGGGGCAUCGAGAGUGAUGAGGAUGACGAACAAGAUGCUAGGCUGAGAAGGACUGAUUGCAGCGACUCAGCAACAACCAACAGCCGCAUUGUGUCUGUGCCACCGCCACGCUAUGUCGUUCCCACAGCAGCAUCAAACUAUGGUGGUGACACGACAGGUGAGCAGCCAAUUGACUACAGCCUGAAGUAUGGCACUGACACUGCCCGCAAACCACUGUUCAAGCCAGAAGAAACUGCUACGCCAGCUGCUCCACCUGCCCCAUCAUCCUCUGCUAACAAGCUCCGCCCCCCUCCGCCCCCAGCCAAUCGGGCCGUGCCUAAAGGUAACCAGGAGUCAACACAGACGUACUGCGUGGAAGAUACGCCCAUUUGCUUUUCAAGAGGCAGCUCUCUGUCCUCGCUGUCAUCCGAGGAGGAAGAGGAGGACGGCAAUGUCAUUGAAAGGAGGAGGAGAGGUGGGAGCGUUGUCAGCGGUGGUGUUAAUAAUGACUAUCCGACACUUCCUGUCAACGAAAAGGAUGCACACGAGCAGCAGCAGAGGCAGCAGAAGGAGGCAGAGAGCCAGACUGCUGCUGCCAUUGUUCCCUCCACACGGGCAAGACGAGGUCACCACCAUCAUGGUCAUGCUCAUCACCACCAUCACCAACAACAUGUGACAUCUUCUGGUGCAAGGACUCCAAAAAGUCCUCCAGAGCAGCCUUAUGCUCAGGAGACACCGCUGAUGUUCAGCCGCUGCACAUCUGUCAGUUCCCUCGACAGCUUUUCCACUUCAUCCAUCGCCAGCUCUGUGCGCUCCAGUGAGCCAUGCAGUGGUGUACCGAGUGGUGUGGUCAGCCCCAGCGAUCUGCCUGACAGCCCAGGACAGACCAUGCCACCGAGCCGAGCCAAGACGCCACCAUUGCCACCACCAACGCAGAAAACAUUGGAGCAGGAAAAGGUCAAGAAGAAGGAUGAGGAGGAGAGCAGUGCUGAUAUUCUGCUACACUUCGCUACAGAAAGCACACCGCAUGGUUUCUCCGGAGCCUCCAGUCUGAGUGCACUCAGUCUGGAUGAACCCUACAUUGCAGCAGAGAUGAAGAAGAAGAAAGAGCAGGAGGGUGGAGGGAAGGAGGAGAGGGAGGAGGAGGCAGCCAAACCCAUCCUUGAUGAAUCAGAUGAUGAUGAUGACAUUGAGAUUCUGGAAGCCUGCAUCAAUAUGGCCAUGCCUAAGUCAUCAAGAAAACCAAAGAAACCACAGCAGGCAGCGCCACGGAAACCCAGUCAGCUUCCUGUUUACAAGCUCCUCCCACCUCAAAGCCGCGCUCAGUCACAGCCAAGGAAGGAUGUGCCACCAGUGCCCGAGGAGGUGCCAAGAGUUUACUGUGUGGAGGGGACACCUCUCAACUUCUCCACUGCCACCUCACUCAGUGAUCUCACUAUUGAGUCACCACCCAAUGAGGAAGCAGCAGCAGCCGUUACACCAGUAGGCCCUCCCGCUUCUACUCAGGGAAGGCGGGCUGGACUUCCUGAGGGCGAGAAUGGUGACGACAUUCUUGCCGAGUGUAUCAACGCUGCUAUGCCCAAAGCCAAACCCAGAAAACCAGUUAGGGCAGCAGUGAACAAUGAACACCUUCAAGUCCCGCCUCUUCCCCCACCUCUUCCUCCACCUGCUCCACCCCCCCUUGGCCCACAACCGCAAAAGAAAAAGCCCACGUCACCAGUGAAGCCAAUGCCCCAGCGGGCGUUGUACAGUGUUGCCACAGCAACAGCUGCCAAGGCUAAACCAGGGUUUGCAUUUGACUCGCCACGCCACUACACACCUAUUGAAGGUACGCCAUGCUGCUUUUCACGCAAUGACUCUUUGAGCUCACUUGACUUUGAUGAAGAUGAAGGUGCAGAGAAGGAUGAAGAGGAGAAGAAAACAAAAGAAGAAGGAAGGAGGAGGAAGCAGCAGACAGCAGCUGUUUUCCCUCGAACAAAACCUGCCACCAACCCGACAGCAACAGAUGAGAAACAGAAGUUCGCCAUUGAGGACACGCCCGUCUGCUUCUCCAGAAACUCCUCCCUGAGCUCGCUGAGCGACAUUGACCAAGAGAACAACAACAAGGAGUUUGCCCCACCGGCAUCAUCUGAGCAGCAAGAUGGAGGCAAAGCAGGAAAAAAGUCUCCUCCUCCUCCUUCUCCUCCACAGGCCGAGUCAAAACCCCCCCCGGCUACUGGUUAUGCCCCCAAAGCAUUCCACGUGGAGGAUACACCUGUCUGCUUCUCCCGGAACUCGUCGCUCAGUUCACUGAGCAUCGAUUCGGAGGACGACCUGCUGCAGGAGUGCAUCAGCUCUGCCAUGCCCAAGAAGAAAAAGAAAGCCACUGCUGUCACUGUCCCAGCCAAUGUUGGCACUGCACCUCCUGUUCCCAAAGUCGAAAACGGAAUUCUGGCUGAGGGGGAGCCUACAGAGGCACCAAGAAGUCCUGCCUCCCCUGACUCUGAGUCCUUUGAUUGGAAGGCAAUCCAGGAAGGCGCCAACUCCAUCGUCAGCAGCCUGAAUGCUGCUGCUGCCGCUGCUGCCUCAUCAUUGUCUCGUCAGCCAUCAUCAGAUUCUGACUCAGUCCUGUCCCUGAAGUCUGUGGGCUCACCAUUCCGCCUGCCAGCAGCCAAUACUAAUGCAGAAGAAGACGAGGUGGAAGAGAAAGAGGAGGCGACUGUGAAGCGAGGGGCAAGGAUCCUGAAGGGUGGAGAACGAACCACGUUGGAGGCCAAAAAGAAGAAGGAGGAGGAGGAAGAGGAGGAGGCAAAGGCUGUUAGAGGUGGAAAGAAGGUGUAUAGGAGUCUGAUAACAGGUAAGCCAAGGCCAGAGCCAGCAGCCAGGGGGCGGAGCAAACCCAGAGCAGCAGCCAUGGCUAAAGCUCCAGGAAUUGGUGAAGGCACUGACAGAGGAUGUGGGUCAUCCCGGGACUCCACGCCAUCUCGCUCUUCUAAUGCAGCCAGUCAGAAAGGAGGAAAGCUACCGCAGUUGCCACGCACUGCAUCGCCAGGAAGUGCAUCAUCAUCAUCAUCAUCAGCCUCUAGACCAGCCAAACAAAGUGGGGCAUCGAAGAGUGGUGGCAUCCCAAGGAGUGAAUCUGCAUCAAGGGUCAGUGGCUCCACGGUUGCCAAGAAGCAGAAGCCUGAGCCAGACAAGCCAGCACUUGUUCGUCAGUCGACCUUCAUCAAAGAAGCGCCAAGCCCAACACUAAAGAGGAAGCUGGAGGAGUCUGCAGCUGCAGUAACAUUAGAGUCUCCAUCCAGCCCCGAUACUCCACUACCAGCGGGAACCAGGAGACAUGACGUCAACCGCUCACACUCUGAGAGCCCGUCACGUCCACAAGAAGUGACAUCAUCACGGUUCAGCCGCACUGGAACCUGGAAACGGGAAAACAGUGGCGGGGGAGGAGGGGGAGGAAAUGGCAGUAAACACUCUACAUCGUUACCACGUGUGGGGACGUGGAAGAGGACAGGAAGUUCUUCCUCUGUGCUGUCAGCGUCAUCAGAGUCCAGCGAGAAGGGGCGUAGUGAGGAGGAGAGUGCAGUGAGGUCAAAGGGGACAUGGAGGAAGGCGAAGAGCGGCAGCGGCGACUCAUCAGCUGGGCGGAGCUUCGCCAACAAAUCAGAAGAUGUGUGGGUUCGUCUGGAGGACUGUCCCGUCAACAAUCCACGCUCUUCCUCUUCCUGUUCAGCUCGCUCUCCCACCGCUAACGCCCCACCUAUCAUUGAUUGCCUCACCCCUUCCAAAAUCCCUUCCUCCUCCUCUUCCUCCUCUUCUAACCUCAACCUGCGGCGCAGCUGCGAGAGCCUUGAAGACAAACCACCGCUUCCUGAACGUCAACAGCAGCAACAGCAGCGCAGUCAGCAGCGCAGUGGAGCUGUGGCGGCUAGAGUUAGCCCCUUCAACUACACCCCGAGCCCGAGGAAGAGCAAUGCUGAUGUCACCACCACCACACCAACAACCACCACCACAUCAUCAUCAUCAUCAUCAACCACACCCACACGACCCUCACUCAUCCCCACCCCUGUCACCAAAAAACGGGAGCCGAAGGGGGGAGAAGGCGGUGGCGGUGGCGGUGGCAGCAGUAGUAGUGAACGAGGCUCGUACAUAGUGACGUCAGUGUGAAAACAAACAGGAAGAAGAAUCUGGAAAUAGUUAGACACAAAAUGGCUGCCACAGUUGAGACAGUAAAAUGGAGGAAAUGUGAAUAUGAGAAUAGAAAUGUCAGAAGUGUUUGUGGACUGAACUGUACAGGAAGUCUGUAUUUAAUUGCUAUCCCUGCCCACUCUCCUCCCUCCCCUCACCUGAUUGGCUCUUCUCACCUGUCAGUCAAGCUUCUUUAUUCCACAAAAGAAAACUUUAAAAAAAGAACUUUUUAUGUUUUUAUACCACUAAAAUGAUGUGUAGCGCUUAGCUUUGCCCCUCUGCCUGUUUCCCUGCAUGUUCCCGCCCCCCACCUUUACAAUGACAGUUACCAUGGUGACCUAACGAUGAUGAUGAUGAUGUUUCUAAUAGCUGUAGCGUCUGAGCUGAUUCUGCUCUUUUGGAAGUUUUCAUGUUUUUCACUGGAGUUUGGUUCUGAAAAUAAAUUGGUUUUUUUUUUUGGGUCUUGUCAAUGGGUAGAAAUUAUAUAACUUUCACCACAUGGAGAUGAUCUGGUGUCUGAAACUGAAGAGUUCAACACUUCAACUUCAACACAAACAGUUUGAUCUGAGAAAAUCAAAUCAAUCAAAUUUUAAUUCUUCAGCCAAAUUCUUAUCAAAUUCUGAGAAUUUAGCAGUUAGAAGUCCAAGAUGUUCUCACUGUUUGAAUUCUCAUGAAAAUUCAGCAUCAGUUUCAUCUGGAAGAGUCCGAGUUGCAAUGUUUAACAUUAUUUAUUAUAGUUAGCUAUUAGUUAGUUUAUUAGGAUCAACAGACUGGACCAUUUUCAGCUGCGCUGUUGGCAUUUCAUUAUUUCUCUUUUGUCAGAUGGAUGUGUAAAAAAGCAAAACAAAAAAAAACAGAACAGUUUUUCAGAACCUCACUCACACAAUCUGCAUUUGCUUGAGAGGGAAGUUUGCUGCCUUCCAAACAGUACAAAUUUGAACACUUUGAAAAGUUUAUAUAUGAGGAAAAGUUCAAGUCUGUUCAUGAAUUUCCUGAUGAGAGUUAAGGAUUUUCUUCAGGAAAUUGUAUUUUGGCUGAAAACGUCCCGCUCUGCUCGCCUUGGAAACAAAUAACACUGUAAAAUGUAAGUUAUUGCUGUAAAACCUUUUAACUUUGAAGCACAUAAUUUAAAACAAAAUGAGUUUUGCCAAAAAAGUUUCCACAGUGUUUAUCCAUGGCUGUAAGUUGAUUUUCACUGUUUUAUGUUGAACCUGGAGGAAAACGACUCAAAGGCAAAAACUUUUUGGUGAAAUGUUAAACAAAUGAUGAACAAUAAAAUUCAACAUUUUAGGUGCA
Scatophagus argus is the source of this 8420-nucleotide messenger RNA. It is a transcript of the gene apc, whose product is annotated as APC regulator of WNT signaling pathway. Lineage: Eukaryota; Metazoa; Chordata; Actinopteri; Scatophagidae. The record is from RefSeq and is a predicted model, not a curated record. Gene Ontology annotation, cellular component: cytoplasmic microtubule; catenin complex; beta-catenin destruction complex. The coding region runs from base 267 to 7103 and encodes 2278 amino acids. Gene Ontology annotation, biological process: nervous system development; pattern specification process; cell migration. The transcript is spliced from 17 exons. Gene Ontology annotation, molecular function: beta-catenin binding; microtubule binding; gamma-catenin binding.